AGACUAGUAACUUUCAUAUACUGCGUAUAAUCAACAUGAAGACUCGCAAUGCCGGCGUUCCUAAACCGUCGCCGACCGCGAGGAAAACGCCGCCGGCGAGAAAAUCCGCCUCGAAAGCAACGCCGUCAGUAGAGACUCCUAAAACCGUCGAGACGAAGCGGACUUCGGCCAGAGUAGCGAAUCAGGUCAAGAAGACUGAAACUACUCCCGUCGCUGCUUCCAAGCGCCGUCAAUCUUCAGCCGAGGAAGAGUCGGCUGGUAGUGGUAAGGCGACACCAGGCACUGGUGCGGCAACUGCAUCAGUAGGGAGAAGGACUUCUGCGAGAGCGAAGACACCGACAUCAUCGGUGUAUGUUUCAUCACUAACACAGCCUGCAAAAGUGAAAGGGAGACCAUCGAGUAAGAAGAAAAAGGUAGAUAUCAAGGAUGUGGAGUUGACUGAGGAGGAGGUUGUGGCCGAGUCUGAUGGAGAGCCUGCAGGGAUGGAAGAAAGAGUUGUAGCGGCAGAAGCGCCAGCCGUGGAGAAUGUUGAAGUUUCUGCAGCUGAUGAAAAAGGCGUGAUAGGAGUAGAACUGGAUCCUAGUAAGGAUGAAAAGGAUCCUAUUAUGGUGGAAGAAUUUGUAGUUGAAGAGGUUGCACAGUCUUCUGAUAGUGUGCGGUCCUGUGAUGAAGUGGUGUAUGUUGAAUUAGAAGAAUCUGGUGUUGAGGAGGUCGCAAAGUCUUCAGAGAGUCUGCCGCCCUGUGAUGAAGAUAAUUCUGUAGAGAAAGAAGAACCUGUAGUUGAGGAGGUUGCAAAGUCUCCGGAGAGUGUGCCGCCCGGUGAUGGAGAGGAUCAUGUUGAGAGAGAAGAAUCUCUAGUUGAGGAGGUUGCAAGGUCUUCAGAGAAUGAACCUCCCUGUGAUGAAGAAAAUCCUGUUGUGAUAGAAACAUCCAUAAUUGACGAUGUUGCAAAGACUUCAGAAAAUGAUGCGCCAUGUGAUUUAAGACAGUCUGUACUUGAGGUUGUGGCAAGGAACUCAGAGUAUGAGCCACUUUGUGCUGAAGAGGAUCCUAUUGAGAUAGAACAAUCUGUAGCUGAGGUAGUUACACAGUCUUCAGAAAGUAGACUGGCCUGCGAUGUUGGAGAAAGAGUGGAAUUGAAAGCUGAACAGGCCGAAGAGUCUAAAGGUACUGAUAUUGAUGAGGAGACCUAUUCUGAGCCUGCUAACAAGGUACAAAAUGACAAAGUGAGGUUACAAGGAGAAGAUACUGAUCUUGUAAAAGAGAUGUAUGAUGUUGAUGAGGAAAUGGAGGAGUAUGGUGAGAAAAUUGAUCUUGAGGAACAUGGAGAGGAGGAACUUCCAGGAGAUGAUGCAGAAGAUCAUGAAGAAGAAACUGUGGCAUUGGAGGAUGAACGCAAGCAGUUGAGCGCCAUCACAAAGGAGCGCAAGACAAAGAAAGAGCUGGAGAUAUUUAUUGAUGGUCUUGAUCCGGAUGUUGAGGCGGAUGAUGUGAGAAGGGUCUUUGAGAGGAUUGGCGGGAUAGUUGGGGUCAGGUUACAGAAGAAUCCUUCAACAAAUAAGAAUAAGGGUUAUGCAUAUGUGGAGUUCAAAGAUAAGGAGCAUGCAAGGCGUGCUUUGUUGGAAAUGAAAAAUCCUGCUAUUCGAGGGAAACAAUGUGGGACAGCACCCAGUGAGGACAAUACCACGUUGUUCGUAGGUAACAUUUGCAAUUCGUGGACAAAGGAAGCUAUAAAACAAAAACUAAAGGAUUAUGAGGUUGAAGGCGUUGAGAACAUAAACCUUGUCCCAGAUAUUCAACGUGAAGGGUUGAGCCGAGGCUUUGCAUUUGUUGAGUUCUCCUGUCAUGGUGAUGCUAUGGUUGCAUACAAGAGGAUUCAGCAGCCUGAUGUUAUAUUUGGCCACCCUGAAAGGACUGCCAAAGUGGGCUUUGCGGAACCUCUAUGUGAGCCUGACCCUGAGGUCAUGGCCCAAGUGAAGUCAAUAUUUGUGGACGGGCUUCCACCUCAUUGGGAUGAGAAACAAAUUAGAGAGCAACUUAAAUGCUAUGGAGAAAUAUUACGUGUUGUUUUGGCCCGAAACAUGUCUACAGCCAAGCGAAAAGAUUUUGGAUUUGUUGAUUUCUCUAGCCAUGAGUCUGCUGUGGCAUGUGUUAAUGUUAUUAACAAUACACCACUGGAUGAUGGAAAUAUAAAGAUAAAAGUGAAAGCAAGACUUUCGAAUCCUUUGCCUAAAACACAAGCUGUGAAGGGUGGAAUAUGUGGUGGAUUUCGAAUUGGCUUUGCUGGCAGCAGCGGUUCAAGAUUUGGUAGGGAUUUUGGUCGCAGUGGACACUCAUUCAAUCAUGCAAAUUCGCAUCAUGACAGACAUCUUUAUGAUGGUGGACGUGGUCAAUCUGGCAGGAUGGGUUUCAAUGAACAUGACUAUGUUAAUCAAUAUAAGGAGUUUUCUGGACGAGAUGGCAGAAGGGGCUUGUUCAGAGGUGGCCAAUUUACAUAUGGUGGAGGUUAUGGAGUUGCUUCCCCAUCACCAAGACCCUAUGUUGAUAGAUCUUCGCAUGUUGCCCCUGAUAGAGGUCAUGGUAUGCCUGCUCCUUCUAGGAGACAUCCUAAUACUCCACAAGGACACUUUGAUGGGCCACACAGGAGCAGUCACUUUGAUGGUCCACACAGGAGUGGUCAUUUUGAUGGGCCACAUACGAGGGGUCACGUUGAUGGGCCAUAUACUAGGGGCCACUUUGAUGGGCCACAUUUGAGGGGUCACUUUGAUGGGCCACAUAUGAGGGAUCAAUUUGAUGAGCCACAAGCAAGGCAUCACUUAAAUGGCCCUCAGACGAGAGGUCACGUUGAUAGGCCACACAUGCGGGGUCACUUUGAUGGGCCUCACAUGCGGGGUCACUUUGACGGGCCUCACAUGGGCAGCCACUUUGAAGGACCUUCUUUUCAUGAUGAAUGUGAUAGAACACAAGGCAUGAAGCGCCCAUUUCAUAUGAGAGAGCAUGAUCCUGUUUAUUUGGAGCCUAGUAGACAGCGGCCACGAUUGAAUUAUAAUGACCCAACAGCUUCAUUUCACGGUAACCAUUACAGUGAUACUUAUGGAGCUGGCACAAGACCAUACCCUCAUGAAUUUUAUGGUCCUGAAUCUCAUUAUGGUCCACAUUCAUCUUACCAUGGGCCCAAUCAAUCAUAUGGUAGAAGGCGCUACUAUUAACCUCGAUAACUAUUGGUGGACAUGAAUCUUUAGGACGCACUGUUCAAGGACGGCCAAGUGGCUUGCUGCUAGAAAGACGUUGCAUAUUUAUUUUUUACUCUCUUGCCUUAUCUUGCUUUUCCUCUUAUUUUUAUCUUCUUUACCUAAUAGUUGUUGUUUAAGAAAAUUUGGGUAGGGGGAUUUCCCAAGUUUGAUGUUUGUAGUUUAGGACCUUAGGCAGUGGUUAUACUUAGAAAAUAGUAGUAAUUUGUGAUGGAGGUUUAGAGAGAUUUCCCCUUAAGCCUAGGCCUGGAUAGCUCGAAGAACUUUGUUAUGACUGUUCUUCUGAAAUUAAGAUGCUUGUAUGAUCAUGGUUAAUUUUGUCGUUUUAAGGAAUGAAGUUUGGUUAUUGGAAGUAAAAGAUUUGUGAUUUAGGAUGUUAACUUUUCUUGGGGAUACAAGAGUUAAGAUUAAUCCUGCAGAUUGAAACAUGGAGAUUAAACUUUCAGUUUAGAUUGGGCACCAGAAAUUUUAGCUUAUCAUGGAGUUAUAGUACUUGACACCAAGGAGAUAAUAAAUCAUGUUAAAGGCUUUCCAUGUUGCAUGGAACUGUUACGCUAGAUGUCUACUAGAGUUUUUGUUCAUAUUUUUCUGAGGGAAGGGAGCAGCCACCAGUUGGAAAAGAAUUGUGCAAAUGAAUUUUGUUCAAUGCUCAUUUGCGAUUAGCAUAACUGAUGGAUCAGGUCAUAUGGUGUCCAAUUAAUCACAUUUACAUAUAUAGUUGGAAUUGUGGAAAAUCCCGGAGGUAUUUUUUCUGUAGCACCAGUUUAUGUGGUUUAGAUCGGAUCAAUUGUUUCCAGGUGAAAAGUAUAGGUGGCUUCUUUUGAAGGUCAUUUAGAACUAUUGUUGUUGUCCUUGAGCUAUGGAUGGAAACUUGGGAAUAGUAAAGUACAACAUGUUUGUUGGGGUUUCACUAAGCGAUCUCUAGUUCUAAGCAUGUUUUGGACGAUGUUUGCCUGUUGUAGGUUUUAUUUUUAUUUUAAUUUUAAAGCAAGUGAGGAUAGGAUCCUAAACAUGCUAGAUUGGGUUCAUAAUUGAAGGUCAAUGUUUGUGGUUUGGGUUUGUAUUUUUGCAAUAAUGUUCUAGGUGGAUUUCAGUAGGACUUUAGACUUUCUGGUACUAUUAUAGUUCGGCAAAUGCUGGCCAUUUACUUCUGUGAUAUUUUAGGGUCAGAACCGUGGUGUUACAUGGCUAUCCUCGUAGGUUUAACAAUUUGAAUGCUUUUUAUAAUUUGGUGUUUGAUGGCCUUGGGGAUACUUGUGAUUUGCAAAUUAGACCUCUUGUUAUCCAUCCCACUUCUAAUCUGUUCUUAUUGCAUGCCUAUCGAUAGAUGCAUCAUCUAAAUGUAUCCUUUUGGUAACAGCCAUUGAGACAUAAGGAAUCCUUUUUAGGGAAAUAUGACCACAUAUCUUGCUGUGAACAUAGUUAAUGUUAUAUGCGGUGCAGCAGCUAAUGUGUAUAUAUGAAUCUUCUGGUUUGGAGGUAGCAUAAAAGUGAAAGUUCUUAAAAGUUAAAACUUCCCUUUUUAUUUUUGAGCCAAAUAGAACAGUGCAAUUGUAUGUAACUUCCAAAGCUUACUCUUUGGUAUAAUUACUGCCGCAUUUUUUUUUUUGAUUUGGAGGUUAAAUUUGUGGUAGUCCUGAAGAUCGUGUGCAGGAAACUUGGACGUCAGAUGAUGUUUUUCCAAGUAGACUUGUUCCUCUCCACUCUUGGCCGCAGUGAAUUUUCUUUUAAUUAUUCCAUUCAUUUCUGCAUUUUUGUCCCGAAUGAAAACUGCGUUUUGCAAACAAAUUUGUAUGUUGAAUAAGAUCUGUAUGCUAUAUUUAUUGUCAUUAACUCAUUAGCUUAGAAAAAUAGUUGAAUACUUGUAUAGGUCGAAUGGAAUAUAAGAAUACUGGUUGAUGAGCCCCAGGGGUCCUAUCACUCCAUCUCUCUUUACUUGAACGGUUUGGUGCAAGCGUCUCGGACUCUCGGGAAUCAUAUUUCAUAAAUAAAGAGAAGUGAAAUCACAGUUCCUAUU
Messenger RNA from Argentina anserina (silverweed cinquefoil), 5268 nucleotides. RefSeq lists its product as uncharacterized. The record is from RefSeq and is a predicted model, not a curated record. Gene Ontology annotation, cellular component: nucleus. The transcript has 11 exons. Lineage: Eukaryota; Viridiplantae; Streptophyta; Magnoliopsida; Rosales; Rosaceae. Gene Ontology annotation, molecular function: mRNA binding. Bases 36 to 3209 code for a protein of 1057 amino acids.